ACUAGUUCGGUGCGGCAGCCAGCCAGGAUGUUGCACCGUAAGUUCUCAGCUCCAAGACAUGGAUCCCUUGGCUUUCUGCCCCGCAAACGCAGCCGUCGACAUCGGGGCAAAGUGAAGAGUUUUCCCAAGGAUGACCCCAGCAAACCCAUCCACCUCACUGCCUUUCUUGGGUACAAGUCUGCCAUGACCCACAUUGUCCGGGAAGUGGACAGACCUGGAUCUAAGGUGAACAAGAAGGAAGUUGUAGAGGCAGUCACUGUGGUAGAGACUCCUCCCAUAGUCAUUGUGGGCAUCGUGGGCUACGUGCAGACUCCACGUGGCCUCCGCACCUUCAAGACCAUCUUCGCUGAGCACAUCAGACAAGCCCUCAGUGAUGAGUGCAAGAGACGCUUCUACAAGAACUGGCACAAGUCCAAGAAGAAGGCCUUCACCAAGUAUUGCAAGAAGUGGCAGGAUGAGGAGGGCUAA
This is a messenger RNA of Gopherus flavomarginatus (Mexican gopher tortoise), 468 nucleotides long. RefSeq names its product 60S ribosomal protein L3-like. The record is from RefSeq and is a predicted model, not a curated record. Bases 28 to 468 code for a protein of 146 amino acids. Gene Ontology annotation, cellular component: cytosolic large ribosomal subunit; ribosome. Gene Ontology annotation, molecular function: RNA binding; structural constituent of ribosome. Gene Ontology annotation, biological process: translation; ribosomal large subunit assembly. The transcript is spliced from 2 exons. Lineage: Eukaryota; Metazoa; Chordata; Testudines; Testudinidae.